Messenger RNA from Auanema sp. JU1783, 647 nucleotides. Lineage: Eukaryota; Metazoa; Nematoda; Chromadorea; Rhabditida; Rhabditidae. The record is from the annotation of a GenBank genome assembly.
AUGGAAGUCACAGUAGAACGACGAUCAAUCACGAAGGAAGACUUAGAGCAACAACAAUUAUUAGCAAAAGCCAAAUAUGCAGCUACGAAGUUUGAUGCAGAACAAAAAUUCAACGAGAAUAUCACAAGAAGAAUAGCCCAGGACCAUCUUCAAUACGCAGCCGAACUUUUCCAAGAAGAUAUGAAGCAGCACUUCAUGACUUCCUUCGAAGCGAUUUGCAGUAUCCAGAACAAAUACUUAGAGCUAUGGCGCUCUAUCCUGCAUAUAGAACCAACUAUCGCAAUGAGGACUAUACUUGGAAGAGAAGACAUAGCUGCAAGAUUCGUAGGAGAACGAAUAGUACACAUCCACGCUUGUACAGAAAUAAAAACAGCGACUAUCUUCUAUAACCACACGGUCAACGGAACCUGUUAUCUCGAAACGCCUAUCACGACGAAAUCAGGUGAAAUGUUCUUCGCAUCACCAGGAUCACGGGAUGUUUUUCCCGUCGGAAAAGAAAUAUCAUGCGAUCAAGUACCAACAGAUAUUUGGCACGAUCAAGGAAAAUGGAUAAGCAUAAAUGGAUCAGUGGACGUAACACCCAUGCAACUAGCAAGAGGAUUCCAUCAAACGCAGAUCACGCCAAUCAAGUUCACAGGAGCGAAUCU